This is a messenger RNA of Capsicum annuum, 4326 nucleotides long. Its product is annotated as protein SDA1 homolog. The record is from RefSeq and is a predicted model, not a curated record. The transcript is spliced from 19 exons. Lineage: Eukaryota; Viridiplantae; Streptophyta; Magnoliopsida; Solanales; Solanaceae. Gene Ontology annotation, cellular component: nucleolus. The coding region runs from base 55 to 2508 and encodes 817 amino acids. Gene Ontology annotation, biological process: ribosomal large subunit export from nucleus; ribosomal large subunit biogenesis.
UCCAACCUCAAAUUUUAGGGUUUUACAAGCGCUUUCCUCAAUUCUCCGAUCACCAUGUCUCCAGUUUCCGGCUGCCACGCGCUGUCGGAGCUAACGGCGGAAGGUAUCUCCGCCUCCGGAUUAACAUCGGAAAAACUAAGCCUUCCAAUUCUCCAAUCAAAAAUGAAAUGCGAUCCGGAAGGCUAUUUAUCUGAGCUAAAACUAGUGUACAAACAAUUCAAAUCCUCCGUCGACCUCUUGGAACAACAAGCAGCGUUGAAUUUCACUUCGCUUAGCGGUGUAUCAACUGAUCCAACUGUGUCAAAGGAUUUAGGUGAUAGAGCGAUGUUUUUAGCACAUGUAACUCCUUUUUAUACGAAAGAGCUUGAAAAGUUUCCUAAUGAGUUGGCGAAUUUGUUGAAUUCUUCGGCGAGGAGUUUGCCUUCUGGUUUACGUGUUCAUGUUACUCAAGCUUUGAUUUUGCUCAUUAAUCGGAAGAUUGUUGACAUUGGGGAAACACUUGCAUUGUUCAUGGAGCUCCAAACUCUGGGGGAUAGGGUUUUGAGAAAAUUGGCUUUCUCACAUGUUAUCCAUAGUAUUAGACAUAUGAAUCAGAAGCACAAGAAUGAUAAGAAGAAUCGGGCACUUCAAAAUGUUUUGUUUGCCUUGCUGCAGCAAGAGGAUGAAGCAAAAGCAAAAAGAUCGCUCAUCACACUUUGUGAACUUCAUCGAAGAAAGGUGUGGUUUGAUGAUAGAACAGCAAAUGCUAUAUGCUCGGCAUGCUUUCAUUCAUCAUCAAGGAUUAUGAUUGCCUCUGUAUCCUUUCUUCUUGAUUACGAGAAAAUUGAAGAUGAUUCUGAUAGUGAUAUGUCAGACAGUGAAGAUGAGCAGCCAGCCAGCCAGCCUCAGGUUGUGCUAAAUAAAGAAGCUAUUUAUAAGGCAAAUAAUAAGGGUACAUCGUCCAGCAAAAAGAAAAAGCAAGCAAAGUUGCAGCGUGCCGUUCGCAGCAUGAAGAAGCAGCAGCGCAUGCAAUCCGAAAAUAACAACAGUAGUUAUUAUUCCCCAUUAAACCACUUAAAGGAUGCUCAGGGAUUUGCUGAAAAGCUGUUCUCACGUCUUCAAACUUGCAACGAGAGGUUUGAGGUUAAGAUGAUGAUGCUGAAAGUAAUUGCCCGCACAGUUGGGCUUCAUCACUUGAUUUUGUUGAACUUCUAUCCUUACCUUCAGAGAUAUGUUCAGCCCCAUCAGCGUGAUGUGACAAAUUUGCUUGCUGCAGCGGUCCAAGCAUGUCAUGAUAUGGUGCCUCCUGAUGCAGUUGAACCAUUGUUUAAACAAGUAGUUAAUCAGUUUGUGCAUGAUCGUUCAAGGCCUGAGGCCAUAUCUGUUGGACUCAACGUAAUCCGAGAAAUAUGCUUACGCAUGCCUUUGUUGAUGACAGAAGAUUUGCUACAAGACCUUGUGUUGUAUAGAAAAUCGAAUGAGAAGGCAGUUUCUGCAGCAGCUCGAUCACUUCUGACUUUGUUCAGAGAGGUUUGCCCUUCACUUCUAGUUAAGAAGGACAGAGGGCGCCCUACAAACCCAAAAGCAAGGCCCAAGGAAUUUGGUGAGGUUAGUGUUGCCAGCAGUGUUCCUGGCAUUGAGUUGCUGGAUCAGGAUGAUGAUGAUAGUGAUGAUGAUGUAGAGGAGGGGUCUAUUGGCUUGUCUGACCAUGAUGAUCGAAGUGAUGAAAAUGUUGACCCUGGCGAAGAGGAUGUCAACUGUGAAAACGAUGAAGAUAAUGCUUCUGACGAUGAAUCCGGUGCUGAUCAUCAAAGUUAUGAUGAAUGCGAUAGUGACGAAGAUAAUAAAUCACAAGUUGCUGAAGAGUUUUCAGAAGACGAUGCAAUUGAUAGUGCUGAUGCCACUGAUGAUGAUGAGAGUGAUGGCGAUGAAGAGGAUAUUGAUGGUAGUAAAAUGCAGGAUAAUAAUAGCUCGGCUUCUGAAGGGGAUGAUGUGGACGAAAAGGAAUCUCAAGGAAUAAAAAGGAAAAUAUCUGAUAUUGAUGUAAAUGCUGCCAGUAAUAGCCUUCGUGCUUUAAAGAAAUUAGCAGGGGCAAAAAUGGAAAAUAACUCCUUGAAUAUGGAGGAUGGUAUUCUAUCUAAUGAGGACUUCAAAAGAAUCAAAGAACUCAAGGCCAAAAAGGAUGCACGGAACGUUUUAGCACAGCAUGGAUUUAAGCUUCCUAGCUCAGACCAGCUUAGCACUAAAAGAGUUGAUGCUGCUAAACUUGAGGUUAACAUACGGAAGAAGCUUAGCAAGGAAGAGAGACUGGCGAUUAUCCGGGCUGGCAGAGAAGAUAGAGGGAGAUACCAGGCUAAAACUGCUCUGAAGAAGAAAAAGACGGGUGGUUCCAGCAAUCAGCAAAAAGAACACAAAAAGUUCAUGCCAAUAGCAGCAAAGAGAUCCAAGUUAGCAAGAUCUAAGAUAGAGAAAAAGAGGAAGCAGCAGCGCGCUGGCAAACAAUUUCGAGGGAGAAAAGCUUGGAAGUAAAGUGAGACUUUGGCCAAGUAUCCUACGAAGAAACUCCGGGGAAGUGGUUGCGUAUCCUCUCUUUGGCACUCAUCCUUGGCUCGGGGAGCAAUCUUUCUCUGAGGGUUCAGUGAAGCAAAGAUGAGAGUAAGAGCAACCAGAUAUAACAAUAUAGCAAGGAAACAGUGUAUCAUAUCAGAAGUAGAAUAAUUACAUGUUACAUGACUCGGAAUACACGUGCCGAAGAACUAGUAUAUAAAGAAAAGGAAGCUCCAAAAGGAGAAACCCUAAGCUUUCAAAUCAAAGCAAUAGAGAAGAGGAAGCUGUAAAGAUGACUCGAAAGGCAAAUCGUAUCCAAGGGAAAAGAGCUACGAAGCAUUUUGAGGAAAAAAUUAAGAUGGAUGUUGAUGGUGCUAGGGGAAUCUACUUCAAUGAAGAAAUAGUUGUGGACAUCCUCAGCAGGCUAUCUGUGCGGUCUCUUCUUCGAUUCAAAUGUGUUUCGAAGUUUUGGAUGGCAUUGAUCUCCGAGCCUUGCUUUACGCUGAAGCAUCUCAAGCUUUCCAAGAAUAACCAAAAUUCCCCAAAAAUUCUUUUUCUUAAGAACAUGUUUUCCUUGCAUUUUUCCUCUUUAACACCAGCUUCUUUGUCGUCGACUCAAUUUACUGAGAAUGUACAAAAACUUGAUUGGCUUUAUGGCGGUAAACCAUGGAGUUGCAAGAUAUAUUGUUGCUACGAUGGCUUGGUUCUUGUGGGGGUUCGUAGAUAUGAUAAUACUAACCAUCUCAUACUUUUUCUAUGGAACCCUUCCACAAGAGAAUCGGUAGUACUUCCUAGUACAGAAUUUUUACCGCAAGAAGAUUAUACUUGCGGAUUGGGAUAUGACUCAACUAGUGGUGACUAUAUGAUCCUUAAGAUCAGUUACCAAUCAUGCAGUGAAAUUCUUGCAUUGAAAAGUGGUAUGUGGAGAAUAAUUGGUAAGCCUACUGGCAUUUACUCCUCGUGGUUGUCUGAUAUGGACUCUUUGGCUUUUGUACAUGGAGCAUUUCAUUGGCUUGGUUUGUCGCGGAAUGAUUCUGUGACUUCAUAUGAUAUUACAAAUGAGGUAUUCAAAGAAAUACCAUUGCUAGAUGGAAUGUUUGUGGUUCCCGACAUGAAAUACGUCAAACAUGGCCUUUCUGUUUUGGGAGAAAUGAUUUGUAUUUGUUCUACUCAUCGUGAUCAGUGGAAGUACAUUUUCAACGUAUGGAUAAUGAAAGACUAUGGUGUGAAGGAAUCUUGGAAUCGAUUUUUCACUAUACAAAGUGCUGAUCUUUAUUCUUUGGUACCAGAAUACAGGUUUUCAGAUGGUGAAGUGUUACUCCGUUGCAAGCAUUUUGACCGUUGUGGUUAUCUUUUUAAUACAACCAAAGAAUCAUCUGGUUUUUGGCCUCAAUAUCGUUCAGAAUGUAUUCAGAAUGGAUUUGUUUAUACAGAAAGCUUGAUCUCUCCAAAAUUACUUACAUAGUAUUUACUCAUUUACGAUCAAGACAACAUUUUUUCGAGGAAUCGCAGAACUGGCAGUGGUCAUACAACUUCACGUACGUGCUUAAGCUGCUCGACCUGUUGGGAACAUACAUUAGGAUGUCAAACUGGGCAAUUUACAGAGUUGUAACAAGUUAGAUUUUGUUAUUUUUCAGGGAUUAACCUUGCGUUGCGUAUGACUUUCUUCAAAAACAAAAAGUGGUUGUAUGAACUAUCUGCCUUGUUGAACUGAUCACAUUAUAUCAGUUUCAUUGUGUUUUUAUUAUUUAGAUGCCAUGCUGAAGCACAUUAAUGAUCUGCUUUGCAUCCUUUUCGAAA